Kluyveromyces lactis is the source of this 1023-nucleotide messenger RNA. It is a transcript of the gene CKA2, whose product is annotated as casein kinase 2 catalytic subunit CKA2. Gene Ontology annotation, molecular function: protein serine/threonine kinase activity; ATP binding. The record is from RefSeq and is a predicted model, not a curated record. Gene Ontology annotation, cellular component: protein kinase CK2 complex; cytosol; nucleus. Lineage: Eukaryota; Fungi; Ascomycota; Saccharomycetes; Saccharomycetales; Saccharomycetaceae. Gene Ontology annotation, biological process: protein phosphorylation; regulation of transcription by RNA polymerase III; regulation of transcription by RNA polymerase I. The transcript has a single exon. Bases 1 to 1023 code for a protein of 340 amino acids.
AUGUCGACGUUACAACCUUCUGCGUUGAAUAAGAAGAGCAAACGAGUUUAUAGCGUUGCUAGGGUGUAUCAGGAUGCUUGUGAGAAACGCCCUCAAGAGUACUGGGAUUAUGAACAAUGCGUGAUGAUUGAUUGGGGUAAGAUUUCGAACUAUGAAGUGAUAAAAAAGAUUGGUCGUGGUAAAUACAGUGAAGUUUUCAAAGGGAAAUCUGUAUUGAACGAUAUACCAUGCGUCAUCAAGGUUCUCAAGCCAGUGAAGAUGAAGAAAAUUUAUAGAGAGUUAAAAGUGUUAACUAAUUUGACAGGGGGACCUAAUAUAAUUGGAUUAUUGGAUAUUGUUCAAGAUCCAGGAUCCAAAAUCCCGGCAUUGAUCUUUGAAGAGGUGAAAAAUGUCGACUUCCGUACGCUUUAUCCAUCGUUUACAUUAUCGGAUACGCAAUUUUAUUUCACACAAUUGUUAACUGCUUUAGACUAUUGUCAUUCGAUGGGUAUCAUGCAUCGUGAUGUGAAGCCUCAAAACGUCAUGAUUGAUCCUAAUGAACGUAAGCUAAGGUUGAUCGAUUGGGGAUUAGCAGAGUUUUACCAUCCGGGAGUGGAUUAUAACAUCAGGGUGGCGUCUCGUUAUCACAAGGGACCUGAACUCUUGGUGAGCUUAAACCAAUACGAUUACUCUUUAGAUUUGUGGGCUGUCGGAUGUAUGAUAGCAGCUAUUGUUUUCAAGAAGGAGCCAUUUUUCAAAGGAAGCACGAAUGCAGAUCAAUUGGUGAAAAUUGCCAAGGUACUUGGUACGCAGGAGUUAUUCUAUUACUUGAAACAUUACGGAUUGGAUCUUCCUGCAGAAUACAACGAUAUCAUGAAGAACUACGAACGGAAACCAUGGAGCUAUUUCGCCAAUGAUAAGACGCCGUUGGCUGUGGACGAAAUAAUUGAUUUGAUCGACCAUUUACUACGUUAUGAUCACCAAGAGAGAUUAACUGCAAAAGAAGCCAUGGAGCAUAAAUUCUUCAAAAAAGAUUUCUCAUAG